AUGAACCAAGGGCCUUCACUCACGAGCGAACCUGACCCUCCGGAUGUCCCCAGCCUUCAUAUCCAAUCAGAACACCCUACUCCUAGUUUGAGGAGAGCUUCUCCAGAUCCCGCGCUGGACAACUUCGAAGAAGAAGAGCGCAAUGGGCUCGAGAUAGCAUCCGCGGCCCUUGGCCAACCGGAAAGAGUGGGAGAAGUCCCCUUUUAUGCUGGAGAGCGGACCGGACCCACGUCAGCAUUAGAUGUCUGCUCAUCCGAUCAGUCGUUGCCAAGGCAUUUCCUCAUCCCGCUUCAGAGGACGCAGCUAUCUGAUGAAGACCAGGAAUUUCUCCACAAAAAGGGCGUUUUUACCCUUCCUGGGGGAACUGCCUGUGACAGCCUGAUCGAGGCAUACCUUCUCCAUGUACAUCCCGUGCUGCCAGUGAUUGAAGCUGAUGUGCUUUUGCGUCAUCAUCAAGCGGGGCAGCUCGCGGUGUACAAUCUCUUGCUUCUGUGGAGCAUUUUCUUCGUCGCCGUCAAUAUCAAGAAGGGCGAUGAGAUAUGCGUUUUACUCCCGAGCCAAGGAAAGAAGCUUUCCUCUGCCCAUCGUGAUCUGCUAGAGUUUUCAACUAACUUCGAAUCCUCGUAUUUUCUCGAACAGUGCAUAUUCGAUAACGGCAACGAACGGAAUAAAAUCGUGCUCUUGCAAUCCUCACUUUUGCUGGGGUUCUGGCAUUCGGACAGAGACGAACAUGCACAACCAUGGUACUGGAUAGGUAUUGCAAUAAGCCUGUGCCAAAUCCUUGGCCUGCAUCGAGACCCUGAUAUCUCAAAGUACAAUCCCUCCAUCACCACUCGACAGCGAUCUUUUUGGCGUCGUCUUUGGUGGAGCUGCUUUUUCCGUGAUCGCUGGCUUGGUCUCACAUUGGGAAGGCCGCUGCGAAUCAACCUAGAGGACUGUGACAUUCCCAUGCCUUUGGUGACUGAUAUGCUUUUUGACAUUGAUAGUCCAAGAGAGCUCUCUCUUACUACCCACUUACCGAGCGACAUGCCAAGAUUGGCUGAUUAUUGGGUUAUGCUCAUUGAAUUAAGCCGCAAAUUGGGCAACAUUCUGGCUACGAAUUAUCGGACUGCUCGACCCAGGCCGUCACUUGAUGAAACCGAAGCGCUCGAGAAGCAGCUUCUACAGAGUAGACUUCCAGAUCAAUACGAAGGAGGUCUGACGAGUAUUGCGAGGUUUUACUCCAAUCAUGUCCAUUUGCAUUACCAAGCAAUGUUGAUUAUCUUCUAUCGGCCUUGGGGAACGGAAUUCCCGGAUGGUCUUCAUCCCGACGCAAGGCACGAUUGGCAACAUCGAAUGAGACUGAGGACUGAGGCUGCUGCCUCUCGAACUAACGAAAUCGUGGAUGCGCUCGUUCAAGACAACCUGCUUGGAUUUGCAGGGCCUAUGACACCACCGCUUCUGGUUCCAGCAAUGCAAACUCACCUGCUUCAAUGCAAAUCCUGCGAUCCUCUCACCAAACGCAUCAGGCUCAAUAAGCUUGAAAUGUACAUGCUGGUCAUGGAAGAACUCCAGAAAACAUAUACUGUCGCUUCGAUAUAUCGUGGGAUUUUCACGACGGCUAUUCAACAGAUUUUCCCUGGUUACUCAUCUCCCGUCGCGCCCUAUAGUUCUCCAGUCAAUGCUGCCACUGAUCCCGAGACCGAAAAUCAAGCUCAGGGUUCACUCACGGAAGCAGAAAAUCCUCGCGACAACGGUCAGUUCCAUGACACCUUAACUGGUGUCGCAGACGAGGGUGAUUUGAUGCAGGCAUUGAUGGAUGAGUCUUCAAUUUUCGGCUUUUGGGAGACGUGGAAUCAAAUUUGA
Penicillium lagena is the source of this 1845-nucleotide messenger RNA. RefSeq names its product fungal specific transcription factor domain-containing protein. The transcript has 5 exons. NCBI's taxonomy places the organism in Eukaryota, Fungi, Ascomycota, Eurotiomycetes, Eurotiales, Aspergillaceae. The coding region runs from base 1 to 1845 and encodes 614 amino acids. Gene Ontology annotation, molecular function: zinc ion binding; DNA binding. Gene Ontology annotation, biological process: DNA-templated transcription. The record is from RefSeq and is a predicted model, not a curated record.